This is a messenger RNA of Tarenaya hassleriana, 2577 nucleotides long. RefSeq lists its product as uncharacterized. The transcript is spliced from 4 exons. NCBI's taxonomy places the organism in Eukaryota, Viridiplantae, Streptophyta, Magnoliopsida, Brassicales, Cleomaceae. The coding region runs from base 336 to 2366 and encodes 676 amino acids. The record is from RefSeq and is a predicted model, not a curated record.
CUUUGGUUUCGAGACAUGGCCACCAGACAGAGCCGUUAGGGUAUCCGCAUGGAGUAAACUGCGAGUUCUGUGUUUUGCCAAAACCUGCGGUGUAUCAUUGCAUAGAAUGCGAUGCGAGUAUAUGCGGAGAUUGCUUCAAAAUCCCCCAAGAAGUUCCUCACGGCCACCAUCAAAGCCACAUUCUAAGGCUAACGGUAACCCCGAGGUUAUCCGACCUCCCUAAACCGAAAAAAAUAACAAUUAAAUACUUUGGUUUGUAUUUUCUGAUAUGCAAAGGGUGUCAUUAUAUAUCCUAUCCCCGUGGGCGUUACAGAUGUGACCAUUGCGAGUUUAGCAUGUGCGUUGAGUGUGGCAUAUCGAUAACGUGCAAGAUUCCGCUCGGGUGGGAAAGUAACGAGGAAUUCUGCCAUUGGAGCGAUGUGCACCAGCUCGUGAGAUGCAGGUUUAGGGAGUAUAGUCUUGUGGUGGAAAAGUUUCCUUACGAAUGCAAGAUAUGCGAGCUUCCGACGUGGGGUACUGGUUAUGCUUGUCCUGACCUUAUAUGCUACAACUUCAUACAUGAGUCGUGCAUCGACACACCUCGAGUCAUGCACCAUCCCUUGCACCCUCACCACCCCCUCACUCGUCCCGGCUUCACCCUUGAAUCUAGACUUAUAAGGUGCGGGGUUUGCAAGCAAGAUUUCAAUUUACGAAACCUAACGACUUAUAAUUGCGGUGAAUGCGAGUUUGCGUUGCAUUCUCAGUGCGCCAUUUCAAGGCUCCGGCCGAUAAAGCUCAAAUGCCACAAACAUAGUCUUGUAAGCGUUCUCAUCGGCGUCCCCUCGACCUCUCGAUGUAGCGUCUGUCGAAAACCGUUCAUGAAUCACGGUCUGAGUUGUGUGGAAUGCGAUGACUUUUUUCACGUCGAGUGUAUUUCUGUACCGAGAGAGUGGAAACACGAGCGUCAUGAACACACACUUAAUCUCAUGGACAGAAUAAUACCAUAUGCAUACAUUCAGAGCGAAUAUCCAUGUGACAUAUGUGAGGGAACGAUCAAGGAAGCAGCCAACGUUUAUGUUUACGGAUGCAACCUCUGCGAGUUCUAUGCCCAUUUCGAAUGCGUUCUAUCCAAGGAAGAUGAAUUUGAGCAUUUGUUGUCAUUCUUGUGCCCAGAGAACCAUAAUGAAACAUGGCAAAUACAAGAUUCCAAUCAUUCACGUGAUAAAGAGAUUAAGCAGAUAAAGGAAGCGGUUCAUGAUCAUCCUCACAAUGGGAAUAAUAAACUCUGCGGAAUGUGUAAUCUUCAAAUCAAUGGUCAAGCCUGCGCAUACGACGGCCGUCUUGGAUUUUGGGUUCAUGAGGAAUGUGCGGCGAUGCCUCACACAUUAGACGGCCAUCCUCUUCAUCCGGCUCACAAGCUCCAUCUCUCUAGACGUCUUUAUUCAACCUUAGCUGUGUGUGAUAUCUGCAGGGAUGCGUCCAAGGGAUUUCAUUUCCACUGUCGGUUAUGUGAAUUCUUCAUAGAUGUGAAAUGUGCGUUGCUAAGUGAAGCUGAACAAACUUUCUACGAUGAACAUCGCGUGGGAAAGACUCUAAAGCAUCCCCUCCACCAAGAGCACGAGCUGACCCUCGCGAGAUUCCGGACAGAUCUACGGAAACAAUGCAACAUGUGCGGAGAAGAACUAUUAGGUCCAUCAUAUUUUUGCAGACGGUGUUGUGAUUUCUGGGGUUUCCACAAAACUUGUACGGAAUGGCCGGGUUUGGUCGAGGGACAUCCCGUUGCUCCUCAUCACCUUCUUCGUCUUGGUCAUUUGCGGCAACUCCCCGAAGUACCACAGUGUCUUGCGUGUGGGUAUCCAAUAAGAUCGUUCAUCGGCUAUAAAGCUGAGGACUCAGAAAGAGGUAUACUUUAUUACCAUAUCGAAUGCGGAAGUUCUUUGGCUCGUCCCUUCAGAUGCAGAGGUCAUCCCCAUCAAUUCUAUUACGUUCACGACAAACCUUCUAAAGGUGUGCUUGAAGAUCCACGCUUGAUUCUUAUAUGCGCCUCUUGCGGAGAGGAGGCGGUGAAUUCGUACUGCCGAUGCCUCAAGUGUAGUCUCUAUUUCCAUGCCGGAUGUCUUCGUAAAGCAAAAUGGAUACCGAGCACCGCCAGACAUGAACAACAUGUGCAUUGGCUCUCUUUCAAGGAAGAAUGUAUCGACUAUGGAGGAUACUACUGUGAUACCUGCGAAGAACCCAGAGACUCUCGGCAUCCUUGUUACGCAUGCGAUGACUGCGAAUUCGUCGUGCAUAUCGAAUGCAUUGUUUCUGAAGAAAAUGCCUCGAGUGUGACACUGAAAGAGAUUGAAAGCGACGAUGUGAAGAUCCCGCAGUGCUCGUCGGACUGAUCGCGAUGCAUGUGUUCAUCUAGUUCCAUGGACAAUCUGUUAUGUGUUCAUAUAAUUUCAUAUCCCAAAUAAAUUUAUAUAUAGUUUUAUAUAACGUGUUGAAGCUUAUAUUAUUUAUCAAGUAUGACUAAAUAUGUGCAUGAGAUGUAUAGAUAGGUUCGCAAUCAUAACUUAUACCGCUUGUGAAGCUUCAGUCCACAGAAUGUCGAUA